AUGUCAUUUAUGUUGCAACAUUUAAAUAGCGGUUGGGCAGUUGACCAAGCUAUAUUAAAUGAGGAAGAGAGGUUGGUUUGUAUACGUUUUGGUCAUGAUUAUGAUCCUGAUUGUAUGAAGAUGGACGAACUAUUAUAUAAGGUGGCAGAAGAUAUUAAAAAUUUUUGUGUAAUAUACUUAGUAGAUAUAACUGAAGUUCCUGAUUUUAAUACAAUGUAUGAAUUGUAUGACCCAGUUUCUGUUAUGUUUUUUUAUCGUAAUAAACACAUGAUGAUUGAUUUAGGUACUGGUAAUAAUAAUAAAAUUAAUUGGCCCAUGAAUAACAAACAAGAAUUUAUCGAUAUAGUUGAAACUAUUUUUAGAGGAGCAAGAAAAGGAAGAGGAUUAGUUAUAUCACCUAAGGAUUAUUCAACUAAAUAUAAAUAUUAA
Plasmodium gallinaceum is the source of this 429-nucleotide messenger RNA. RefSeq names its product mitosis protein dim1, putative. The record is from RefSeq and is a predicted model, not a curated record. Gene Ontology annotation, biological process: mRNA splicing, via spliceosome. The transcript has a single exon. Gene Ontology annotation, cellular component: U5 snRNP; spliceosomal complex; U4/U6 x U5 tri-snRNP complex. NCBI's taxonomy places the organism in Eukaryota, Apicomplexa, Aconoidasida, Haemosporida, Plasmodiidae. The coding region runs from base 1 to 429 and encodes 142 amino acids.